Malaya genurostris is the source of this 7104-nucleotide messenger RNA. RefSeq names its product fatty acid synthase-like. Lineage: Eukaryota; Metazoa; Arthropoda; Insecta; Diptera; Culicidae. Gene Ontology annotation, biological process: fatty acid biosynthetic process. Gene Ontology annotation, molecular function: phosphopantetheine binding; oxidoreductase activity; fatty acid synthase activity. The coding region runs from base 45 to 7040 and encodes 2331 amino acids. The transcript is spliced from 6 exons. The record is from RefSeq and is a predicted model, not a curated record.
UUCGCUGCGAUCGUACCGAAUCGUGUGGUGUGUUGUGUGAAAAAAUGCCGUCACUGAAAGUGCUACCGACCGACUCCGACGAAAGCAUUGUGAUAUCGGGAAUCUCCGGACGGUUUCCCCAAACGGACAACCUGCGCGAUUUCGCCCGUAAUCUGUUCGAAAAGCGAGAUCUGGUGGAUGACUCGGAGAUACGGUUUAAGUAUGUACCGGGCAUACCGAAGCGGGCGGGUAAAGUUAACAAUUUGUCCAAGUUCGAUGGGCAGUUUUUCGGGUACGAUCGACGGCGAUGUCACACGAUGGAUCCGCAACAGCGGAUGCUGCUCGAACAUACGUACGAAGCGAUACUAGAUGCCGGCGUUAAUCCGGAGAGUAUGCGUGGUUCGCGAACCGGUGUCUUCUGUGGGUUAUGCUUCUCGGAGACCGAAGUUCGGAUGUAUUACAUGGCAUGUCCACCGGAUGGGCUUGGGGUGUUAGGGUGUGCCAAAUCCCAGCUUGCGAAUCGAAUAUCCUACUCGAUGGAUUUCCGAGGACCGUCCUUGGUAAUGGAUACGGCAUGUAGCAGUUCGAUGUAUGCCCUGGAUGUUGCGUACCGAAGUAUUCGGAAUGGGGUCUGUGAUGCGGCCAUCGUCAUGGGAAGUAACCUUACGCUCCAUCCGUACAUCACGUAUCAAUUUGCGUUGCUGGGGGUGUUGGCGAAGGAUGGUUACUGCAGACCAUUCGACAAAAACGGUUCCGGUUAUACGCGAUCGGAGGCAGUUUGUUCUGUGUUUCUGCAGAAAGCUAAGGACGCUAAACGCAUCUACGCACAUUUGGUGCACUCGAAAACCAACUGUGAUGGGUUCAAAUCCGAAGGGAUCACCUAUCCGUCGAGGAUCAUGCAACAACAAUUGCUAACCGAGUUCUACAGUGAGGUGGGUAUAAAACCGACGGAAAUUAACUAUGUGGAAGCUCACAGCACCGGUACGAUGGUCGGUGAUCCGGAAGAGUGCGAUGCACUGGACAAGGUUUACUGCACCGGACGGAAGGAACCGCUGCUGGUGGGUUCGGUGAAAUCGAGCAUCGGGCACUCGGAAGCGGCCGCCGGAGUUUGCUCGAUCUCCAAGUGUAUCAUUGCGAUGGAGACGGGUUUCAUUCCGCCCAAUAUCAACUUUCAGGAAAAUAAACCAUCGAUCGCUCCGUUGGUGGAAGGUAGGCUGAAAGUGGUAAAUGAAGUGACUCCGUUAUCUGGUUCUUACAUUGGCAUCAAUUCGUUUGGGUUCGGUGGAGCGAAUUCGCAUGCUUUGCUGUUACGAAACCAGAAGGAGAAGAAACAGCAUGGGCUACCCGUGGACGACCUUCCGAGGUUGGUGGUUUGGUCGGGACGAACCAAGGAAGCGUUGGAAGUAAUGAUUCGAGAUAUUGAAGAGCGUCCUCUGGACACCGAGUUUAUUGCUUUGUUGUACAACAUCCAAGAACAAUCGAUUCCUGGCCAUCGCUAUCGAGGUUAUGGCAUUUACCGGAAAAAUGGCGAUAAGCCUGCCUUUCGGCUGGAGAUGAACAUCUCUCGGAUUCCACUGGAGUCGCUACCGUUGGCAGCGGUGUUCGGAGGGAUAAAUUCACGAUGGCGACUGGAGCUUGGCGAGUUGAGAAAAUUCGCUCAAGUUGAGGAAACAUUAGCCAAAUGUUGUAAUAUUUUAAAAGCGUUAAAAUUUGACUUGUUCAGGAAAUGCUCCGGACGAGAACCGUUGUUGAAUUCGAUGGUUGGAACGGUUGUGCUUCAGCUAACAGUCGUUGAACUGCUAACCUCCAUUGGAGUGGAGUUUGAUUCGUAUGGAGGACACUCCAUCGGCCAGUUUACGUGCGCUUACUUGGACGGCAGUCUCAGCGUGGAACAGGUUGUCCAGCUUGCUUUCUGGCAUGGUCUGGUGUACACGGAAGCGAAAGCGAUCGACGAAUACAGCGCCUUCGUGAAAUUGAACUCUAAAUCAGAUCGUUUACCUCUGAAGGAGGUCAUAGAGAAUGAUUCGUCCAGCUUUGGUAUCUUCGUUGGUUCAAGGCAGAGUACGCUUGAAGGAAUUGGACAACUCAAAUCGUCCGGUUAUGUAGCAGAAGUGCUAGACUACGUAAGCCUUACGUGUGAAUCUUCCAGGGAAGAAAUACUCGGUGACAAACUGAGCCAUGCGUUGAAAACUGUACUACCAAAGAUGGUUGCUUCGACUUCGAAAUGGUUCAACGCUGAACUGACGCAAACAUCAUCCCUGUUCCACUCGAUGAAGUUGCAUAGUUCAGAUUCCAUCGUUAACCUGCUGGAUCGGAUACCCAGGAACGCUCACAUUUUGGAAAUCGGUAGUGGCCAAUCAUGUAGUAAGGUGCUUAAGAUAUUGCAUUUCAACCCCAACGGUUCGUCACUUGCUCCGAACUCCUCCGAUAGCGUCACUGGGCUGCUUAGUAAAAUUGGCCACUUGUAUCUCACCAAUAAGAACCUUCGGAUAUUCGAACUCUAUCCAGCAGUUCAGUUUCCAGUUUCGCGUGGAACGGCCAUGAUCGCACCACUGAUCCGCUGGGAUCACCGCGAGGAUUCCUAUGUCGUCCGCUAUGGUUGGGACUUGACUGUCAAGACCAAUAUGAUGCAUUUUAAAAUUUCGUUAACCAGCGAAGACAACAAGUACGUUCUGGGUCACUGUAUCGAUGGGCGUGUCUUGUUUCCGGCUACCGGAUAUCUGCAGUUGGUGUGGAACCUGUUGGCAUAUCUCGCCCACUGUGAGUUGUUUCACUUUGCGAUUGAGUUUGAGGAUGUGCAGUUUCUGCGAGCCACCACGAUCACCAAAGGGCAGACGGUCAAUCUGAUCGUGAUGUAUCAGAGCGCAUCGGGAUUUUUCGAGAUAUUGGAAGGAAACACUGCGGUAGUGAUCGGAUAUACGCGAGUUUUGGAUCCGUCAGCCAAGGAAUCGAUCAUGGAAAUGAAAUCUUCGGCCAAACUACUGCAGACCAGAGAUUUCUACAAAGAGCUUCGCCUUCGGGGUUAUCACUACGCGGAAAUGUUCCGAUCGGUCCUAGAAACCAAGAUCGAUGGAUCCGAGGCUAAAAUUGAGUGGAAGGGAAACUGGGUGGCUUUGAUGGAUUGCAUGCUACAGAUCGGCAUCGUUGCCGUAGACUCUCGCUCAUUGAUGGUACCGACGGCUAUCGAGAAGGCUUCAAUUUCUCCCUUAGAUCAUUUGAAGGCUCUGAAGAAAGACGACCAAGGGCGGGAGUACUGCGAGGUGAGAUGUUGUAGGGCGACCAACGUUUCGAUUUGUGGCGGAAUUGUUAUUGCGAAUCCCCGUGUGAGCACAAUCGGACGCAGGAACCCUCCCGGUGUGCCGAUAUUGGAAGCGUAUAAAUUUAUCCCGUAUCGAUCCGAUCAGCAGGUGUCUACCUUGGAAGCUAUCAGGAUGUGUGUUCAAUUGGCUCUGGAAAAUGUACCGACGCUGUCGGUAGCGGUAACUGAGGUUCACAAUAGCAAACUUCCGAUCGUUAGUGACAUGUUCGGAAUGGCUAUUGCCGAUCUUCCGUUGGUACAAGCCAAUCUGACUUUAUUAACUGCUAAGCAUCAAGAGGUCGGUACGGUCGUGCUGAAAAACGAGAAAAUUGCCGAUCAAACGAACUGUCUGUUUUUGAUCGCGGACAACAGGUUGAAUGAUGUGAACUUCCUAAAGGACGCAAAGUCCUGUCUAGUGGACGGUGGGUUUCUUCUGAUACGUGAGGCGCCCAACUUUGACCAAGACAGUUUUAAUCCACCGAACGAUUUCAAUCUGAUCGCUUCGUUCUACGUAGACCAGGAGGAAACAUUCCUACUUCUUCAGAGCAAAAAUCAACGGAAGUUCAACGAAACACCCACAGUAAUAGAAGUACAAACGAACGAUUUCAACUGGUUGGCAGAAUUGAAGAGAUCGUGCAAGUUUGGACCGGUGAUUUUGUACUCCCAGAAUGAUUCAAUAUCGGGCAUCGUUGGACUUGUCAACUGCAUACGGAAAGAACCCAAACUUCAAAAUGUUUGUUGUGUUUUCAUAGAUGAUCCGGUAGCGCCACCAUUCGCUCUGAACGAUCGCUUCUACCAGAGCCAGCUGAGCUUGGGUCUUGCAGUGAACGUGUUCAAAAAUGGGAAGUGGGGCUCUUACCGUCAUGAACUAUUGCCGCAGGUUCGGAAAACUGAACCUGUUAGGAACCAUUGCUAUGCGAACAGUUUGACCAGAGGCGAUAUAUCGUCAAUGAUGUGGUUCACGGGGCCGUUGAAUGAGUGUUCCGUCGUACCGAACCGGAUUCGUGUGGUGUACAGUGCGUUGAAUUUCCGGGACGUGAUGGUCGCCACGGGCAGACUGUCGUCGGAUGUUCUCAAUUCCGACCGAUUGGAUGAAGAAUGCGAUAUUGGCUUUGAGUUCGUUGGGGUUACCGAGGACGGUAAACGUGUGAUGGGAGUCAUUUCCAGUGGUGGUAUGGCCACAAUGGUAAACGCGGAUCCAUUGUUAACUUGGCCAGUGCCGGAUCACUGGUCGUUGGAGGAAGCCUGUACGGUUCCGGUUGUGUAUGGAACGGUUUGUAUUGCAUUCUAUAUGUGCACACACAUUCAGAAGGGUAAAUCGAUUUUGAUCCACGCUGGCAGCGGAGGUGUUGGACAAGCCGCCAUCCACGUAGCUCUCGCUGAAGGUUUGGAUGUGUUCACCACGGUGAGUACGAAGGAGAAGCGAGAAUUUCUGCUGGAACAGUUCCCUGGGUUGAAGCAGGAGAAUAUUGGCAACUCCCGUGAUAUUUCCUUCGAGCAGAUGAUCAAGCUCAGAACCAACGGGAAAGGCGUGGACUACGUGCUGAAUUCGUUGGCCGAGGAGAAACUGCAGGCCUCGGUUCGUUGUCUACGGCAGGGUGGCCAUUUCCUGGAAAUAGGAAAGUACGACAUGGCAAGGAACUCCAAGAUAGCGAUGAGUCUCAUGCAGAAAGGGUUAACCUUCACCAGUGUAAUGCUUGAUCUGAUGUUCAAAGAGUCUCGCGAGAAAAAAAUGCAAUUCUGUCAAGUAAUGAACCGUUUCAUGAGCUCCGGUAUGGCCAAACCGUUGAACAGAACCGUUUUCGAGGCUGUUGAAGUGGAACAGGCAAUGCGAUUCCUGGCCGGUGGAAAACACAUCGGGAAGGUUUUACUAAAAAUACGACGGAAUGAAACCGACCUGGACACGAUGCCGAUUCAGUAUGUUCCAAGGGUUUACUGCAACUCUGACCACGUGUAUGUAGUCAUUGGGGGACUGGGAGGAUUCGGAUUGGAACUAGCUGACUGGCUGAUUUUGAGAGGUUGUCGCAGGAUCGUACUCAGCUCUAGCAGAGGAAUCACCAAAUCUUAUCAGGACUAUAGAAUUCAGAUCUGGAAAAGUUACGGCGUUCAAGUUCUAGUGUGCACCGCUGACAUUACUACUAUGGAAGGCUGCCGGACGCUUCUGCAGGAGGCUUCCGAACUUGGCACCGUAGCGGCCAUAUACAAUCUGGCAGUUCGAUUAAGGGAUGCAAUACUAGACAAUCAGACGGCGCAGAUGUUCGGUGAAUGUCUUGCCCCGAAGGCGAUUGCUACCACGCAUUUGGAUGUGGUCAGUAGGGAGCUGUGUCCCCAACUGAAGCAGUUUGUAGUGUUCUCCAGUGUUUCCUGUGGUAGAGGCAAUGCCGGACAGAGCAACUAUGGCAUGGCGAACUCUGUCAUGGAGCGAAUAAUCGAACGACGAUACGAGCAGGGUCUGCCGGCAAAGGCAAUUCAGUGGGGAGCCAUCGGAGAGGUUGGUCUAGUUGCCGACAUGGCAGAGGACAAGCUGGACAUGGAGAUUGGGGGAACACUACAGCAGAGAAUCGCAUCCUGUCUGCAUGAGCUAGAUCCCUUGCUGACAUGCGAGCAACCGAUCGUGGCAAGUAUGGUUGUAGCGGAGAAACGGUCCGGAGCAGGUUCGAAGAAUAUUAUCGAGGCUGUGAUGAACAUAAUGAGCAUUCGAGAAUUGAAAUCCAUCUCGAUGGAGAGUACCUUGGCGGAUGUGGGAAUGGAUUCGUUGAUGGCUGUGGAAAUCAGGCAGGUGCUGGAGAGAGACUUCGAACUGGUGCUGUCUCCACAAGAACUGAGGACGUUGACCCUUUCGAAGUUGUUGAAACUGGAUGAAGAAAAGAAACAAAACGAUUCCGAAAAGGACAGCAAGGUGAAGAGCAAUGCGGAACUCGUCAAUAUGCAUAUGAUACUACGGAAUUUGGGUAACGAAGCAAACAGUGACAAGACAAUCCUGCGGUUGUCGUCCAAAACCGAAGAAUGUCCAAUUUUGAUUAUUCCGGGACUGGAGGGAGUUGCCGGUAAUAUAUGGAGCACGAUCGCCGAUAGACUCGUUCGGUCGACAUUCAUCCUACAAUUGAUGGGCACGGUGGACUGUGAAAGUGUCCCGGCCAUUGUCGAUUGUGUGUUCGACGACGUGUGCAAAGUGUUCCACGGGUACGAAAGUUAUACAAUUGUGGCCUAUUCAUAUGGAUCAUUAUUAUCGACGGAGAUCGCCAAACGCCUGCAAGCAAAGGGUAUGAGCGGAAAGCUUCUUCUGGUGGACGGAGCUCCAAAAUUUAUGAAACAACUAGCCCUACAGCAACUGGGCGAUGAUUCGGAAGAGUUCAAGAGAAGAUUCCUAUUCAUUUUGAUUUCGUUUGUGAUUCCGAAUCAACCGACUGAGAGAAUACUGCCGAUAGUGCAGGCUCCCUCGUUUGACGAUGGCAUCGAGAAACUGGUCGAACUGUCCAAGGAGAGAAAUCUGUACUCGGCGAACUACAUCCGUAGGAUAGCGAAGGCAGUGCUGCAGAGGAUACGAAUGACCGCACAGAUCUGUGUGGAAGAGGAUCAGUCGCUGGAUUUGCCGAUAACCUUGGUUCGACCGACGGAGGUAACCGUCGCGAACAGCGAUAGCGAUUACGGGCUGUCCAAGUGUACGACCGGACCGGUAAUUUUGCAUACAAUUGAGGGCAGCCACACCACGAUGCUGGACAAUCCGGCUCUCGUGGAUAUUAUAAAUAACUUCAUACAGUAACCGAAGCGGUGUAUUUUCUGUACAAGUGAUUCCGCAUAGCAUCAAUAAACGUAAGUGAAAUGCA